AUGCGGCGGCUGAGAGGCAGUGCGCAUCUGACUCGCCACUGGACCCGGAGAGCGGAACCGCACUGUAGUGGCGUGAUCUGUGGCAGCAGAAGCAUAACUAGCACCCCAACCGCGUCAUCUUCGACAUCAAGCGGCACCGACGCCGGUGCAGCAGGCGCGGCGCGGCUAGCUCGUGCGGCAGAGAUCCGACGCAAAGAGCUGCUGUUUCGGUGGCUGCGCCGCCUUGUCGUGCCCGCUUUCUCCAUUUACGGUCUGUUCCUUCUCCGACCAACCGAGGGUCAUUUCUUGCGCUACGUUGCCGAGCGGCGGCACCUGGAUGCGUCUUUCAACGCGUGGUUCCCUCCUGUCACCGUGGGUAGCCCGACAGAGCCCGGCUCCAAGGUAGAGCCUGCUAAAAGAGCACCGACGGCGACGAACACGUCCUCACCGACAGGAGGGGCAGGCGCGAAUGGAGGAGCUUCAUCAAUGGCCCCAGGGGUCAUCCCAACAGUUUUUCGAAGCGAGCGCGAUCGCGAGUGGGCAGCGCAGCGUUUCAACUACAAGAAGGGUAGCGAUGAUGAAGAGCGUGUGGCCCGCAAGCGCCUCUUGUUCGCGCGCGACCGUGUCCACUUGCCGGACGACACCGUUGUCGAGACGAUCCGUAGUCCGACGGAGCAGCUGGAAGAGCUCCGCGCGCUGCGCGAGCACCCACCUAUGCACUUACUCAGCGAGCAGCUCAACAGCAUCGCUGAGGAGAGCCAUCGCUAUGCCGCCGCGCUCGCUGCUGCUGCUGCUGCACAGCCGGCUGACCCUAAGGACGUAGCGUCGCCAGCCUCACUGAGGAGCGACGCAGCUGCGACGUCGUCGUUGGACGGCGUUGCGUUACCCCCAUUGCCAGGAGCGGCCGCUGUCGUCUCUUCGCCGCCACAAGUGGAAAUCCAGUUCGAGGACCGCUCUCUCUUUGCCACCGCCGCCAUUCUUUUUCGCGACCGUGACGACCGCGUCGUGCGUGCCAUGCGGUUCAUCGGCGCGUGUGGCAUGGUAUGGAAAGAAGUUGCGUGA
This is a messenger RNA of Leishmania major strain Friedlin, 1041 nucleotides long. RefSeq lists its product as hypothetical. The coding region runs from base 1 to 1041 and encodes 346 amino acids. NCBI's taxonomy places the organism in Eukaryota, Euglenozoa, Kinetoplastea, Trypanosomatida, Trypanosomatidae. The transcript has a single exon. The record is from RefSeq and is a predicted model, not a curated record.